Messenger RNA from Zygosaccharomyces rouxii, 4785 nucleotides. RefSeq names its product Mds3p (gene MDS3). Gene Ontology annotation, cellular component: mitochondrion; cytosol. NCBI's taxonomy places the organism in Eukaryota, Fungi, Ascomycota, Saccharomycetes, Saccharomycetales, Saccharomycetaceae. The coding region runs from base 1 to 4785 and encodes 1594 amino acids. The transcript has a single exon. The record is from RefSeq and is a predicted model, not a curated record. Gene Ontology annotation, molecular function: protein binding. Gene Ontology annotation, biological process: cell redox homeostasis.
AUGCCCCUGCUACAACCUUGUUUAUGUUCAUGUUAUUCUCUAAAAUUGCCGUCAUUACCGGCAAAUCUUUUAGAAGCAGAUGAACCUGUUAAGAGGAAAAUGACAUUAGAGAGUCGAACAGGUGCAGCUGUUGGAAUAACGAGGUCAGAUAUUUUUGUUCACGGAGGUCUUACAAUUCCAUUAAAUUUAACCAAAAUUAAUUCUUUACAAAUUCAAAAAGAGUUGGUGCUAUAUUUUGCCAAGGAAAAACAAGGCAGUAGUCUUUUCAGGAAGCUUACCGAUUGGAUUUCACCCGAGGUUUUCUUUUUAGAUUUGAUUUCAAGAAGUUGGAAAAGAUUAGAGACCGAGAUGGAUACGCAGUAUAUUGGGGAACAUGAUGAAGUACCAAAAUUAAGUGAAAGAUUUUUCCAUUCGAUAUCUUUUUGCAGUUCUUGCCUUUACAUCUUUGGUGGUCUUAUGGUUUCACCACAAAAUGGAUAUGAAUUAAUUGCAUCUAAUGAGUUAUGGAAGUUAGAUUUAACUACCAGAAAAUGGUCAUUAAUUAGCCGAGAUCCUCAGAUAGCGAGAAGGUUUGCUCAUACGAUGCAUACUAAAAAUGAGAACAUCGAAACUAGAGAUACAAAACUGGUUAUUGUCGGUGGACUAAACAAUAUGGAUCAGCCAAUCAAAAAAGUCGAUAUUUAUAAUUUAACCAAAGGGUUUUGGGAGUCUGAACCAAAUCCUGAAUGUUUUAAAAAUAUAAGGACAAAUGUGGAGGGUAGACAUUUUACUCAUGUAAAGGAAUCGAAUCUUUCCAUACUGAUAGAGAACAACGAGGCUAAAGUACCAACCUUGGUUAUUUAUGGUAUGAGGAAUGAUGAUGGAACACAAUCUAUUAGAGAAAAAAAUGAAAGCACAUCACCAGUUGUUGCAUUACCAAUAUUAUCUGAAUCUAAAGGUAUGGUUAUGAACUUGAACGAAAAUCAACUAAAAUCUCAUGCAGAUAUUCCUUAUAAUUUACACUAUCCUUCAGGCUCAUAUUUUUCCCAUUCGGUAGUAAUGGCAGGGUUUCACCCAAAUUUUCAAGCCUCUAGUUUUCAAUGCUUCGUGUAUGAUAUAUCUUCUGGUAAAUGGGCCAAAAUUGGAACCAUUUGUGAAGAUAGAGAUUUCCAUAAACAUAGAUUUUGGACAUUAUUCGUAUGGCAUUCUCAUCAUCAAACUAUCUUAUUAGGUACAAAGGAUGAUGAUUACAAUUUACCCAGUGUACAAAAAUUUGAUUGGUUAUUAUCAUUUGGAUUACCAAUGGUUAGCCUUUACAACAAACUUUUACAUUCAGUAGAUCACCGCUCUACCAUUUUAAGGCCAACACCUAAUAUAAUGCAUAAGCAGCAUAGUUCACCUGAAACGGGUUCUGAAGCUUUAGAUGAAGCUAUUCCCAGCCCGACAGCCACUGAGGAGAGGAAAUUAAGUUUUGCUUCUAGUUCCACUUCACAAUUUGAGAGCUAUAUCAGAUACAUUGCUCCUCCGGUACAAAUGGCCUCAAUAUCUUCAGUUUUCCCACCACAUGCUAUGGUUUUAGGUAAAGAUGCUCUCGAAAUUUUUGGGAAACCGCUUUCAGAUUUUGAAUUCAUUACUGAAGAAGGUGAUUCUAUUGGUGUACCUAUAUUCUUAUUGCGUAAAAGAUGGGGGAGAUAUUUUGAUAUGCUUCUUUCACAAGGUUAUGCAAAAGUAUGCUCGGAAUACGAGGCAAGCGGUGAACAAUCAGAGUUCGUGAGAUUUUCUACACACUCUUCACAGAUAGCAGGAUCAUCUUCUAAACCUUCAGAGGCUUCCUCUUUCGGAUCUUUAGAGAACUAUUCGAAACAGCAACAACAACAACAAGAAUCACAACGGAAAAAAUCUGUUGUCAGUAAACUUGACGAGGAAAAAUCCACUACUUCUAGUAGUUCUUUGCUAGUGCCCGAAGAACCUGAAGAAGAUGUAACCGCUGUUCCUGCAUUUUACGAAAAUGAUUAUGAUGACCCAAUGUCACCGCCAGCUGCAACUCGUAGCCUGACUGACUCUAAAAACCCAAGCUCCAAAUCCAUUCACAGGAUCGGAACCACCUCUACUACAAGUUCAUCUGGUGGUAUGGUUUUCAGAGUUCCUUUCCAAGAAUCUUCUGCAUCGCUAACAGAUACCCGUUCACUAAGACUACCUAUAGGUAAGGAAGGGAGAAGAUCCUCAUCAGUGGCUUCACCUGCAUUGGAAUAUUUGAGACCUAAUAGUAAUUAUCAAAGUGAAAAGCUAAGGCGUGCAUCUCAUCCAGAUACAAGUACUCUUAUAAACGACGAUUAUUAUUCUCGUUCCCCACAUCCAGGAAUCCGUCAUAGCAUUACUAGCACGAGAAGUUCGCGUAAUCCAUCCGUAACGUCUCAAAACAGCUCCAUUUCAUUUGUCAGCUCAUCGUCUGAUAGAAUGGGGAAUUCUAUUAUGCCCCAAACUAGUAAUGGUAGUUCUCUUGGAUCUAACGUUUUAGGAGUUUUGACUGUGCCACUACCACCAGCUACAUCGGCUCCUAACGAACCUUUACCUCCAGCUCCCUAUGAGAUCGCUGGUCGUCAAAAUUCUACCUCAGAAUAUGGGGUUUCAAACAGAAGCAGUCCUCUUUCAUCUAGAAGACCUAGCUAUGACAGAAAUUACUCUGUGCCGGAGACAAGAUUUGCUUCAGAGAAUUUCCGAACUUCAUUGGAUUCUCAAAUGUUAGCUGAGAGUGCACAAACAGAAUCGUCCGCUGACAAUUCUUCACUCCACAGAUCCAUUUUGGCUAAGUUAAAUCCAAAAUCUGGCGAAAGUCCUAGCGCUAGCUUCAUGAAAGGUAGCGGGAAAAAUCCUGAAAAUAAUAGACUUUCAUUGGGUUCCAACGCUGAUAGUACUCUCAGUGUAAAUUCGGCUGGAUUCGAAUGGGAACCCUUAUUAACACCAAGAACAUUGUAUAUGCCCUGGCCUACAGCUACAGUAAGAGCAUUCGCUGAAUUCUUUUACAUUGGUCAGGUAAAUGGUAAAUGGUCAUUAUCCCCGGUUGCUCUCAAUCUUCUAAUUAUGUCCAAGGUUUACGAAAUUCCCUUACUAAGCGACUUAAUUAAUGAAGUGAUCUAUUCUAUCAUUGGUAGAAAGGAAGAUAGUCUAUUUGUGACUUGUAAUUUUCUAAUGGAAGCAAUCAAAAAAAGAUUGAGAAAUAAUUUUAAUGAGGAUGAAUCUUGGAUUGAAGCUCAAGCAUACCGUAAUGAAAACUACAUGGAGUUAGAGAAGUUAAAGCAUUCUCUAGAAAAUGUAGAUAAUGGUUAUGUUGAUAUAAAUCUAUUGAAAAGGGUCUCCAGAUCCUUAUCAAUGAGUACCAAUGAAAGUGAGGAUUUUGCUCAUGAUCAUAUUGGUGGCAAUGACUCCAGCGGAACACCAGUAGGAGGUAGUCAUAUCCCUACGGUUUUUGCCGGGGGUCCGCGCGAUAGUCAUAACUCUGUUGCAUCAAUUGGUUACCCACCUGGAGUCAACUUCCAAGGAUCUAGAAAAUCAAGUUCGGCUUUCAGUCCUCGUGUGAAGAAGAAAUCGAGUUUAAGUAAAGAGGUUAAUUUGAACAGUAUGAACAACAAUAAUAGAGAUGACCCUGAUAAGUUAAAGGGUAAUACUCGUAGAAAUGGUGUUCAUGUCGAUCCUGGUUAUGGCUAUUUUGAUGCGAGUAGUGACAGUAGUUAUACUAGCAGUGAUAGUAGUAUUAACGAUGAUGAUGAUGAUGAUGAUGCUGAUGCUGAUGAUGACGAUGACGAUGAUGCUGAUAAUGACAAGAGUAAUGAUGAGGAAGGCCAAAACCGUGAUGCCCCCCUCCGUUCCACAAUUAUUGACGCAAGAUCUAAAAAAGAUGAAGAAGAUGUGCAACAUGAUGAUGAUUUGAACAAACUACCAACUCCUAAGAAGGAAGAUGAAGAUCUAGAUGAUGACUCCAACUCGUCGCUAUCAGAUUUUGAAGAAUUAAAUUCGGAUAUGGGGUUGUUGUCAUUGAACAAAAUGAAACGUAAGUUAGCAGGUCAAUCUGAUCCCGAUGAAUCUGUGGAUCCAUUACUCAAAAUUGAUUCGGCUACUCAAUCUUAUGGUACUUCCCCCAAUAAAGGUAGCGGUGCAAAGCAUAGAGGGGAUAAUUUUGCACUUGACGCUCAUCAUUUGACAUUAGAAUAUUUGACUUCAUCCAACGCAUUGCCUCCAGUCGAUUAUGUUAUCAAGGCUAUCUACCGUACUGCUGCUCUAGUUAAUUAUCCAAGAUUGAUGGUUAGAUGUCUUGAUUGUAUCGAAGUUUCCAGGAGGCUAAAAGAAAUCAAGAAAAGAUUAACGUAUGAUUUUGCUUCUAUGGAUCAAGAAAUGAAAAGGAAUGCAGAAGCUUCUAGCGUAAGUUCUUCUAGAGAUCAAAAAUUUGAAAAACCCAAUUUAGAAUGGACCUCAUCUAAAGGUGCAUUCCAAGGCAUCUCUCCCACCAACAUGACACCAAAAUCGGGAACACCCAAAGUGGAAAACCAGCGUAGGACUGGUGUUUUCCAAGGGCCAGUAAACCUGUCGCCCAAGAGUUCCUUGAGUAGAGAUGACGAGUCCAUAAAAAGUUCUGCUUCUCAACCAAAGAAGUUCCUCAAGUCAAAGAUAUUUGGUGAAAAUCCUGCUCCACAGGCCUCAACUUCUGCCUUUAUGAACCCUGCCUUUAUGCCGCCACCACCAUCAUCCAACAAAAACAAAAAGAGUAGCUCAGGUACCUCCGGCUUUUCAUUUUUCGGUAUCAGAAAAUAA